CGAAGCUUCGGUCUGAGGAAGGAGUAGGCUGCAGCUUCCAAAUUGCCACGAGGGCCUGGUGGGAGAUUUAGCUCCUGUCGCCUAGCGGCGGAGCCUUUGGUGUUCCUGCUCCGGGGAUGGAAGCAAAAGACGCGGAUCGUAUUGAGCCGCACGUGGUUCCAGAAGCUUUCGCUUCUUACCCCGAAGCUGGAGAACUGUCCUCGUAAGAGGAUCUGAUUUGUGAUCGCUGCAGUGUCUGUUCAGAGUCCGGUCAUUGCGGCUCCCUCUAAGUACUGUAGCAUGUGUAGACGUGUCUUGGGAUAGAUAGUGCGACGCACUGCGCUACUCGAUUCUUCCUCUUCGCGGAGAUCGGAAUUCUGAGGUCUGAGUAAUGGUUUGAUAUAUCAUCGGAGAGCGGCGCUGACGAACGAGAAAUUCUCGUCACAGAUUUGGGCUGAAUUGUCCUGCUUGUCGCAGCCCGCGAAAGAGGAGCGAGAUUCGAGCGGAGUUUGGCAGUGAUGGCUACGCUGACGAUGACUUGGAGUCUGUCGAGGAUUCCGUCUGGAACUGGUCAGCAGUUCAAGAAAGACGCGUGUGUUUCCCUGCGGCAGUUGGUUUCAGCUGUUCCGCGCUUCCCGUCGCAAGAGAUUCGUACACGGGAUUUCGUUCGUUGCGCCGUUUCUUCAGCACCAUCUCCUGAUGUAGGAGCUUCUCCAAAGCUCGAGUCAGUCACCGAGGAGAAGGUCAAGCUUGUGUGCCCUGUGUGCCAAAAGCCCGUGGUUGGCAGUUCUUCUCAAAGCUUUAGACUUCCCACAGCGAAAGGGGAAUUCCUCUGCCAAAGUUGUCGAAAAUCAUACUCAAGCAAAGGAGGAAUUAUCGAUUUAACAAUUCCGAACCGUGCCAGUGCCACCCCGCUUGGAUCUUCCUUCUUUCAGAAUCCACUCAUAGCAUACGUAUACGAAAGGGGAUAUCGAGAUAAUUUUGCCCGAGCUGGCUUCCCAGGAUUCGAUGAAGAGGCUCAGCGAGCGCAGGAUAUUCUGAAGCCAGCCCGUGGAGAUGUAAUAAUGGAUCUCAGCUGUGGCCCCGGAGGUUUUACUAGGCGUUUUGUGACUAGCGAGGAGUACGAGACGGUUAUAGCGGCUGACUUCUCGGAGGCCAUGCUUGAGCAAUGUCGUGGCUUUCUCCAGAGUGAUAGAAGUGUGGAUUUGGACAAAGUGGUGUUAGUCAGAGCAGAUGCUGCACGACUACCUUUCGCAACCGCAUCCUUGGCUGGUGUACAUGCUGGUGCUGCGAUUCACUGUUGGCCAAAUAUGCAAUCAUCUGUGGCUGAGAUAAGCCGAGUUUUGAAACCAGGAGGAAUCUUUGUAGCCAGCACGUUUAUCACGCCCAGUGUACCAGGCUUUGAUGAGACGCUCAGACCAAUCCGCGAGACGGUCAACCUACUGCAAUUGCAAAUCAGAUGGUUCGCUGAAAGUGAUUUGAGAAGUCUUGUGGAGAGCUGCGGCUUCAUCAACUGGCAAGCUUACCGCAGAGGAAGAUACAUCUUGUUCUCUGCUUCUAAACCUGAGUAGUUGAGGUAAAAUGAAGCGAACAUCAAGUGUGCUGUCAAUGCGAACAGUAUGAGUUCAGGUGGAUACCUGAACUGAAGAGUGUUGGCUUGAUCGUGUUAGCUUUAAGUUGAUAGUCACGGCUAUUGAAAGUGAAAUGUUCAGCUCACAUUUCCAGUCUAAGAGAAUGCUGGCGGAAAAUGGUUUAGGUGUAUUAGAUACAAAGCUUUAGCCAAACAAGUGGGGUGGGAAUUUCAGUACGAAGCUAUGUCUUAGCGUGCCAAAGAAGAUGGAAAGUGACCAGUCAGUGUUCAUGUGCCGACCAUUUUAUACACAUGUGGACAUUUCUCAACGUGCAGGGCAUUUAAUUGAGUUGUUUCCCUAGAGAGUUCACGUAUCAUACUUUACAAAUAUAGUUUUGAACUCGUGUACUAUUAGCUAGAUUGUUUUAAUUAGGUAAUUCGGGUAUUAUGAUGGUUCAAUUGUCCUGGAAUCACAGUUAGGGUAACUUGAUUACAUUGUUUCACUUCUUUGAUGCUAUAAUAUAUGAGAAAAGUGAAUUUUCGAUCGGCGUACACUUUAAAUUUUCAAUCGGA
Messenger RNA from Marchantia polymorpha subsp. ruderalis, 2122 nucleotides. The record is from the annotation of a GenBank genome assembly. Lineage: Eukaryota; Viridiplantae; Streptophyta; Marchantiopsida; Marchantiales; Marchantiaceae.